Molecule: messenger RNA, 5204 nt
Organism: Hermetia illucens (black soldier fly)
Lineage: Eukaryota; Metazoa; Arthropoda; Insecta; Diptera; Stratiomyidae
Gene: Axn
Product: axin
Exons: 12
Coding region: 1587-3590 (667 amino acids)
Biological process (GO): negative regulation of canonical Wnt signaling pathway
Source: RefSeq, a predicted model, not a curated record
CCUCUGAGUCCCGAUUUCCACCUAUUCCGCGAUCCACAAAUCCGAAACACUCACAUACUCCAACCAACUUCAAGUUAUUCUUUCAUCCAAAAAACCAAAACCCUAACCUAAAAAUUCCGAAACGUCGAGGAGAGGGGAAAAUUCUGUGCUUUUUUGUAAAUUUCACACACGAAAUCUUGUCCGCGCCAUCCAUUCAAUACAUAUCUCCCAAAAACGUCCAGUUUAGUGUUAAUUCGAUCCAACUGUGUAAUUUCUGCCCGUGUCCGUUCUCCGCUAACUCGGUUAAUUCAAAAUACACACACAGCGAUUUUAGUAUUGUGCGUUCGCUUCCACAAUUUUUUUUCUUCCCAUCCAUCAUAUCAUGGUGCCGCCGCCGUCGUCGCCGUACAUCAAAGCAAAGCAAAGUGUGAUGGGCAAGUUGAAAACGAUUUGUGUUGUGGGCCGUGUGCGACAGUGAUUUUCUCGCGGCAAGUGAUGGACGAGAAACGAAUGAGAAAACGCGUGAAAAUCGAAUUCGGUUGCUUCGAAAGCAUCGUGGCGCCGUGGAAUCGAUCCUGUCGCGGUGCACGGUAGAUCUCGGGUGUCGCGAGACAUGGCUGCGGUGCGAAAAAUGCCUGAAAAUGACGACAGAACUGAAAAGAACUACAAAUAAUAAUUAUGCGAACACAUGUGAGACUCAAGUCAGAUCGUGAUAUAACGUGACACGAACUAUAAUGUAUAAUGCACUUGGAUAAAUAGGAAUCAAAACGGAAAGUCAUAUUCCAACAAUAGUUGUAAUUCUUAGAAAUAUUCUUCUUAAACCGCCGGUAAAGAAUUCAAACGAAGCAAGGGCAAUAAAUAAGUAAACCCAAGAGAAGAUAAUCAAAAUUUACAAAAGCUGUUAUGUUUAAAAGUUGAAUGGCGUUGUUAAUUUUACUAAUUAAAACUAAACAAUAAUAUUUUUAUUUAUAAAAAUAAUAAUUAGACGUAAUUUAACCUUGAAACGACCUCCAUAAAUUUUAUUCUCGUUGUUCGCUCAGUUUUUAUUUUGUAUAUUACACCUUUCCGUUGAUAGUUACGUGUAAAGUGUCUAGCAUGGAUUAGAGAGAAUCUUUUUAGAGGCGUGUAAUUUCAAUUAUAGUCCAAUGAAAUUGAUUAGAUUAAAAUUUGGCGUGUAUUAUGUUCUUCAAAACAAUGGCCUUGUCAUAUGCCUUCCGAUGAUUUUAUAAACUCUUCAUUGUUUCCACGACUAUAUAGUUAAUUUGAAACCCUAAUUGUGUAAUAAAAUUGUUUUUUUAAAUAUCGUACGUCCAGAACAUGGUAUACAUAAAUAAUUACUUAAUUCAUUAAUAAAUCACAUAAAAUAUGUGAUAUGAUUGCCAGUAAUGAGGAUUAAUAAUAUUUAAUUGCAAUAAAAAUAUUGACAAUGAACAAUCAAUAAUUGGAUAUUACUCGUUGUAAAGAAUAAAAACGAUUUAAGCAGUGACUAUGAAUCAUAAAUUCACUAAGGCAAAGGAUAAAAUAAAAAUUGAAUAAGUAAUCAGGAAAAAGGACAAACACGUCGCUUUCAAACAAAAAGCAGAGGAGCAGGACUGCAUCCAGUUGGCAUGAGCCAUACUCCAAAAUAUUCUGACGAUGAAUGUAGUGGACCUCGGCCACGAGUCCCAGGUGGAGAAAGUCGCAUUACAAAGAUGACUGAAGGAGCGCCAGAAUGUUCAAAAGGCUCGAAACGAUCAUAUUUGAAUUGGGCUAUUACAUUAAGCAACCUCCUGGAAGAUCAAGAUGGCGUGGAACUAUUCGAGAAGUACGUCGAAGAAGAAGCGCCACAAUACAACGAUUACUUGAAAUUCUACUUCGCAUGCGAAGGCCUUAAAAUUCGUACAGAUCCGAAAGAAAUUCAAGAUAUCAUACAUGCAAUAUAUCGAAUGCUUCGAAAGUCAUCGAUAUCAAUGUCAGUGGAACUGAAAACCACAAUAAAGAAUGCAAAACAAAAUGGUAUCACACUUAGUCAAAAUAUUUACGAUCCACUACAAAAGUGUGCUGAGCAUACAAUACGUGAAAAAAUCUACCCGAAUUUCCUACGAUCCGACAUGUACAUACAAUAUAUUCAGCAGAUGUCGGCUUUGCACGAUCGUCUCGAACCCUGUGGGUCAGCGGAUUCGAUGCAAGUCGGGGAUGUCGGACAGCCAUAUGGUACUCGAAGCGCUGGGGCACUGUACGGACCAUCAGUUUCAGCAAGUUCAAGUGGGUCUGGAAGCGCGACCGAUACACUACCGAAAAGUUCAACGCUUCCAACUUUACACGAGGACACAGAACUAGCCACCUGUAAUGAGUUCGAUAAUCUGCAGCUAUCCGGUGGAAUGCCUAUGCGAUUAACGCGCGAUUUACUUUUGAGAACACAAGCCCGUCGUCUGGACGUUCGGCCAGCUGGUGCCCACGGUUAUGUGUACACAGCUACCACCUCAUACAAUCCAAAUUCACGUGUUGAUUCGGAACGACAGAGUUGUAGUUCGGGAGGACGAACUGACACUGAAUCGAUAGGUCCCGGUUCAUCAAUAGAUGGCCGCCCCUACGUGGACAAAAGACAUAGUGCCAGUGAAUGCAGAGCUAUGAAGCAGAAUGCCCUCGCAAAUAAGGAAAUGAAUACCGCACAGCAUAUACCCCGAACGGAACGGUUUUCCAGUGAACACCGUCCUCUAACUGGUGAAGAUUUAAUGAAAGUAUUAAUUCCGAAACUAGAAGAACUCCGCCGAAUGCAAGAAUUGGAAACAAAAUUUCAGACUGAUCCUUUCUCCAACCAGAGCAACGAACGUGCCCUAGCUGACGCGAUACGAAAACGAUUUCCCCUUGACGAUGAUAACGAUCAAGAUAUCCUAGAUCAGCAUGUGUCGCGAGUAUGGAAUGAUUUAACACCCCAUCGAUCGCCGGGAACGAAAUCACCAUGUCCUCCACUUCCUUCUAGACGGCGAACGACCGCCCACGAUCCAGGCGUUAUGUUCGGUGCAGAUGGUGCAAGUUAUUUAGGUACUCAACCAAUAAGGCAUUCAAAAUCAAUGCCGGAGCAUAGUUCCUCAUCAAGGAAGCUUACGAACAAAUGGCCUUCCAUGAACACCGACAGUGGAAUUAGUUUAGUUUCAUCCGAUCUAGUAAAGUACAAAGAUUCUAGUUAUAGGUCUGGAUCAGCAACUCAAUUCGAAGAGAUUAAGCGGAAACCGGAGGAUGAGGUGCGCCGUUCAAGGCGCUACACCCAACAUCAACAAGCAACGCAAUUGCCAACUCAGUCAAUAAGCAGCAGUAGUAGUGCUGAAUGUUCAAUAAGCACAUCACUUCCGCCACCCCCAUCGCUUCCAGCUGGCCCCACUGAAGCGACAACCGUCGUUUUCACCUUUUGCGACGAACAGGUGCCCUAUCGAAUUCGGAUACCAAACAAUCAACCAACUCUCAAACAAUUCAAGGAUUUCUUACCCAAAAAGGGUAAAUUUAGGUAUUUCUUCAAAACGUACUGUGAAGAUCCCGAUAAUCCAGUGAUCCAAGAGGAGAUAGUUAAUGACUCUGACGUUUUGCCUUUAUUCGAAGGCAAAGUUAGCGGUACUGUGAAGCCAUCCGAUUAGCUCUUAAUGUAAAUCAAGUAGGAAUAGGUGAAUAAAAGAAAAAACAAAACCUCCGUUCGAUUAUAAAAUAAGUUAACUUUUUUAUUUUGUAGUUAGUUUUUUUGUUUUUAUUUUCUUUUUUAUUUAAAGAAAAUUUAAAGAUAAAAGUCUAUUUUAAUGCACAUGACGCCAAUCACGCUUCAACGAAGCCGGCAGUGUAUGUUGGCGACGAAAUAAAGUUUCGGUUUUCAUCGGUACUGUUUUAAAUUGAUUCAAUUUAAGAAUUUAAACACAGAAAUAAUGUAGAAUAAAACAUACAAAAAAGGACUGCCUGCAAUAAAAAGUUUAAGUCAAAAGAAAGUAUAAAACACACAAUAAAACAAAGAAAAUUGAUGGACUUAAUGUAAAUGUAUAGCAAUUGAGAGAUAAGUUUUAGUAUUUAUUGUAAGCUUGAGUUCAAAUGAAAAGAAUUUGGCAGUAGGUGUAAACAAUAGAAUCUUAUUUUUCGAAUUUGCUAAAGUAUAGGGCAAACGUAUAGUUUUAGUUGAAGGUGAAGCGAUAACAACUAAUGAGACCGGAAAUGAUGUGAAUUGUGAGAGAGUGUACUCAGUUUUGCAUUCCAAUAGUUGUUCGCUCGUAGACGAUGUUUAGAAUACAGAAAGCCAUUAGAGCUUCUAGUUGCUAAAGCAUUUGAUUAGCUUCAGGAGUGGUUGCAAGCCGGUAACCACGUAUGCGUGCCAUUCUUUUCGCGUUACCAGUUUGACGAUUUGAAAUUUUCCGAGUACAAUCACUAGCCGUCAAUAGUCUUCAAAAAAGGCAGCUUACUCUCUUAGUUGGUUUAAAAAUCAAUAAUACAGACUCAAAUUGAAUGGAUGUCUCCGUUUGCAUCGUUUCCAGCUCAAUAGGGAACUUACAACUCACAUUUUUGCCUAAUUUCCAUUUUUACCCAAACUCUGGCCUAACCAUCAUCAUCCCGGCAGCUGAAAUUAAGCUAAAUCUGAAAGAAAUAACGAAACGUUUUCGUCCCCGGUCUAGUUUUCAUCCGGUUUGCAUUGCAUACGAUCACGAAUAACAAACAAUUUGAACUAAAGCGCAUCUAGAGAAAGCACUAAACGACAAAAUACUUGCCGAAACGAUUUAAUUUAAUUAAUAACACUUUUAGUCGAAAUUAGUGGAAAAUCUUAUUUUCAUCGGUUUAUUUUUUCUAUUGUCAAUCGAUUUUUCAACUUAUUUAUAAUAAUCCCAAAAAACAUCAACAGACCAGCAUUUGUAAAUAUUCAAACGACAUAGACAUCCAUACACAACACAUAAUAUGUACAUAACGACAGUGAAACAAAAAACGACAACAUACAUCAAUAAAACAAGAAAGAAACAAUGAAUUGCUCUGAUUUAAGAUUUUCACAAAUUAAUAUUAGAUUACGAUACAAGUCAUUAUUACAACAAUGGUUAUAUUUAUAUAUAAAUGAAUAGGAAACUGGAAAAUAAGAAAUGUAUUUUACCAGGUGCAAACAGUGCCUUCAAUCACACAUUCAAGAAGAAAAGAAAAAAUGGGAAAAAAAAUGUAAAAUGUAAACGAAAAUAUUUAAUAGAAAAGAAUAUAAUACAAAAAAAAAAUAAAUAAAAAUUUAAAAUUGU